CAUCCUUCGUCUACAAACCAAAAUGGCGACUACCACGGAUUUAGCACCGUGACAGUUCGACCGAAAUUGUGCAACUCUUCAGUGUUCUCAAAAUAGACCUGAACCGUCUAAAAGUACAUGACCUUGCCUGUUUGGGUCUUAAUUUUGAAUUUAAUUAAUUAAUUGGUUGGUAAAUUAUUGUUGUGUACCUACAGUUGUUGUAGUCUUGCUGCAGUGUAACGUUACUGUAAAACAAGGAUGCAUGGUGCAGUGUCUUGCUAGCAGAUAUCUAGCUAGCUAAUGCAAGACCAUGGCCCUUCACAGACUAUCCUUGAGAUUACGACAAACGGUAGCGCAGGUGCGGCCGCUCCAUGGCAGUGGGUGUGGCCAGCAGCAGGAGGCGAUUGGCAUGGAGACGAGACCGGAGACAUUCUCCAUCUUCAGAACACAGGAGAACGACCCAGCCUGUCAGUCAGAACAGCACCUAGGGCAGUACUACACUGUGCCCCCCUCCCACUUCCACACUGUCUUCCCCCAUGGCCUGCCUCCACGAUACCAACAACAGGUGAAGACGUUUAACGAGGGCUGUGUGAUGGUGAGGCAGCCUGCUCUGGAGCUGAUAUCUCACCUGAAGAGAGCUGACUACAGCAAGCCCACCCUGCGCUACCUACUCUAUGGGGUGAAGGGCAGUGGGAAGACCAUGUCUCUCUGUCAUACUGUCCACUACUGCUCCACACAGGGAUGGCUAGUACUACACAUACCAGAUGCCCACCUGUGGGUGAAGAACUGUAAGGAGCUGUUGCCCUCCUCCUACCACGCCUCCCGCUUUGACCAGCCAAUACAGGCCUCCAACUGGCUACGCAACUUCAGAACCACCAAUGAACACUUCCUUUCUAAGAUCAAGUUGAGGCAGCGGUACGUGUGGACUAAGCGAGAGAGCACUGAGGAGGGACGGCCACUAGGGGAGCUGGUGGACAUGGGAGUGUCUCGUGUGAAGAGCAGCAGUGAUGUGGUGGGGGCAGUUCUAAAGGAGCUGAGGCUACAGGCUGGGGGGACAGAGGGGGGCUUCAGGCUGGCUGUGGCUGUUGAUGGAGUCAACGGUCUCUGGGGAAGGACCACGCUCAAGAAGGAGGACAAGAGCCCUGUGGCUCCAGAGGAGUUGACGUUGGUUCAUAACUUGAGGAAGAUGAUCAACAAUGACUGGUGUGGAGGGGCGGUCAUCGCCACUCUGUCUCAGACAGGAUCUCUCUACGCUCCAAGCUCUGCCUACCUGCCCCAGGAGCUGCUGGGAGAGGAGGGCUUUGACAGCAUGGACCCGUUUGUCCCAGUACCAGUCUCCCUCUACAGUGAGAAGGAGUUUGAGAGCUGUUACCUCUACUACCUGGACCGCCACUGGCUACAACACCCACACAGUCAGACAGAGGAAGGGAAGAAAGAACUGAUCUUCCUCAGCAACAGAAACCCUUCUGUACUGGAGAGACUGUGUGCCUUCCUGUAACAUCACACAUGGGCCCACACCCUCCCACUCACACACACCCAUAAUCAUGGACAAACCAUAUAGAUAGAGGACUCAUCUUUAUAUCUGUGCCUUUACAGCAUCUGUGACAGCAUGGGCAGUGCCAUUGAGGCUACAACCCAUAGGAAUCCCCACUCAGUUGACUACUAUAAGAUGGUGGAAGCCUUCGAUGGUGCUGCCCACACAACAUCAAGGCCACUAGCGGCCUCUAUCAUUCUCUAUGGGACAACCGCCAAUACAGACUCAUACAUAACUACAAUGUUAUAUUCCAUGUAUAUGUGUGUGUCCCCCCAUAAAUUAUUCUGUUGUGAUGCAUGAUAGUGUGUCUUUUUCAUAAUAAAAAUGUACAUGAAAAACA
Messenger RNA from Oncorhynchus mykiss (rainbow trout), 1853 nucleotides. It is a transcript of the gene dap3, whose product is annotated as death associated protein 3. Gene Ontology annotation, molecular function: structural constituent of ribosome. The record is from RefSeq and is a predicted model, not a curated record. Lineage: Eukaryota; Metazoa; Chordata; Actinopteri; Salmoniformes; Salmonidae. Gene Ontology annotation, cellular component: mitochondrial small ribosomal subunit; mitochondrial ribosome. Gene Ontology annotation, biological process: apoptotic process.